Messenger RNA from Nezara viridula (southern green stink bug), 489 nucleotides. Lineage: Eukaryota; Metazoa; Arthropoda; Insecta; Hemiptera; Pentatomidae. The record is from the annotation of a GenBank genome assembly.
GGGAAGGUUACGGGAGUAGAAUACCUUUUUCAUAGAUGGCUGGAAAGCAGAUAAGUUGCCGAAUAUUUUCUGUUUUAGCGACCAGGAGCUCUCGAAGAUUUUCGAGUGAUGUUCCCACGCACACUGGUCAGAAAUUUGAUGAAGAUGAUUACAGGCUGGUCCGUUUUGUUGGAAAAGAAAAGAUUGUGAACCAGCAGUUUGCGAUAGACCUUAUUGCCAAAGUCCCACCAAAUGCUAAGAAGGAAAGGGUGGUGUGGUGUGAUGGAGGUGGUGGGCCAAUAGGUCACCCGAAGGUCUACAUAAACCUGGACAAACCAGGAAACCAUACUUGUGGCUACUGUGGACUCAGGUUCUAUAAAGAAGACAGCCAUCACUGAAGAUGAAUCUAGCUUAACGCAGGUGCAGUUGAAAUACAAAUUUGAUUUGUAAUAUAGUCAUUCUUUCCUUGUGUAAUCCAUAAAUAUAUUAGUUAUUUAUCAGUUUCUGUUU